UAUUGAACGUGGUAUAGUAUUUCACCCGCCAUAGUCAAUUAUAGGGUCGUGUAGUGCGCGCAAGCAUGAUUAUUUAACGUCGACUAGCAACUAGUCGAAGACUUAAGCUCAGACCACGACGUCAAUUAAAAUUAUCAUAAGACAUAUCCGGGGGGGUGAAUCCAGUGGCGUCCGCACACGGCAUGCAACAGUUUGACGUUAAAUGUUCAUGAAUAAUAACUAGUUAAUUAGUGGCAUGUUGUGUAAUGUGAUUGUAAGUGGUUUACUGGUCUCCGGGGUGGCAUGUGUGUGAUGACUGACGCGAUGAAGAGCCACUAGCCAUGGAGGUGUUUUGGGGCGUCCUUUUGGGGCUGGCAGCCCUCUACUUUUCAGAUUGUGGCGGACACGACGCCGACGACCCCAACAAAAUACAGUUCGAGGCCGCUUUCCAAGGACGCUGUAACCGCGGAAGUCCUUGUGAACAGCUGUGCUACGACCUGCAUGAUGGCAUGUACGAGUGCGAUUGCAAAUCCGGCUUUAUACUCCGGGCAGACGGCUACAGUUGCUAUGAGAUAAACUCAACGGCCUCUCCGGCAACUUCCGACGACUUGAAAUCUCCCAUUCAAGAAGAAGAGGACGUGCUGUACCAGAAAGACGCCGUCUUUGACGCUCUGGAACUAAUUUCGAAUGUUUCAACCGAAACGAGUAACUUAACGAGCCCAUCAAGCACCACACAGGGUCCUAGCUUAGAGCAAAAGCUGACGGAAAUAUCGGGGGUUCCCAGAGCCACUCUACCGAUUUCAACUGAGCGACCGUGUCCUCUGGACUGCGGGCCUGGGGGCGGUUGUGUAGUUAGAAAUUCAAAUGAGGAACCUGCAUGCUUGUGUCCGUUAGGCAGGGGCGGCGACCGAUGUGAACAGGAAAUGGAGAUCCGGUCGCCGCGGUUCACAGGAUCGAGUUGGCUUGCGUUUCCGGCUCUUCGUGGCGCCUACAAGCACGUCCAGGUCAGCCUUGAACUUCGUCCGGAGGCCUACGAUGGAAUAUUCUUCUUGACCGGAGAAAGGGACGACAUGGCUGGCGAUUUUAUGGCCCUUUUACUGCAUCAAGGAUUUGUGGAGUUUAGAUUUGACUGCGGUUCCGGAGUCGGAGUUGUGCGAUCCGAAGAGACAGUGCUGUUGAAUCAAUGGAACCAUAUCACGUUAUACAGGCACAGGUGGGAUGCGUGGCUGCAAUUGAACGGUGGGAAACACGUUCAAGGACGUUCAAAAGGGCUGUUCUCAAGAAUCACCUUCAGAGAACCCUUGUUUAUUGGAGGUGGAGGCAACACCACCGGUUUGUCUGAAAAGCUACCGGUUGCAGUUGGGUUGAAGGGGUGCAUCCGGCACUUAGAAGUUAAUGACCAUGUCUAUAAAUUUGCCCUCGAACCACAUGGGGAAGCUUCCAAAGGAUAUGGCAUCGAAGAGUGCACAGCCGACCGUUGUAGCAGAGUGCCAUGUCAACACGGUGGCAAAUGUUUGACCAGCGAAGAUUCAGCUGUUUGUUUAUGUCCUUUGGGAUUUUCCGGAGACUUGUGUGAAAUUCGCGUCGACCUACAAGUCCCAUCGUUUAAUGGAUCCAGUCAUUUGAGGUAUAGAGGAUUGGGAGAAGAAGCUUUAACAUGGCUAGAUUUCGAGAUUACAUUAAAACCUACAUCGCCAAAUGGAUUAAUAUUGUACAACGGACAUCGAGGAGACGGUUUUGGCGACUUCAUGGCCCUUUACUUACGUGAUGGGUAUAUGGAAUUCGCCUAUGAUUUAGGAACUGGAGCCGGAUUUGUCACGAGUCAACACAGAAUCAGCUUGGGAGAAUGGCAUAGAGUUCGUGUAUCCAGAACUGGUCGUUUAGCCAUCCUGUCCGUCGACAACCAGUUGCCCUCUGAAAUCCUGUCCCCCGGCGCUUUCACCCAACUUUCCCUCCCGCUCAAUCUCUACCUCGGAGGCGUGCCAAACUUCGGCAUAGUUUCCCCCCAAGUCCGCGUCCGAGCUGCUUUCAUCGGCUGUGUACAAAUGGUCAGGAUCAACGGCAGGACCGUCCCCAUCUUGGCGGAAGCCCUCGGCGGCGCCAACGUCGAUAACUGCCCUCAUCCGUGCAUCGCCCGGCCCUGUGGGGAGGACGGCGAAUGCGUUCCCGAACUCGAUUACUUCACUUGCAGAUGCAAGCCGGGGUACAGAGACCAGCUGUGCGCACGAGGACCUCCCGCCUUCCGCGGCACCGACAGCUAUCUCCACUAUAACGAACCUUUCACUCUGGAAGCACUGAGUUCUGAUCCAUUGGAUGUUAAUGUUCGCUUUAAAGUGUCAUCGGAAAGUGGAUUAUUGCUUUGGAUGAAUUCGGUUUAUGGCGGAUUCCUAUCGCUGGGACUGGAGGAAGGCGCGCUAGUGUUGAGGUUUACAGUUAGGGGAGAAGAAGUAGUCGUCGUGCACAAUUCUACUACCGUCCAUGAUAAUCUCUGGCACAGGGUCAAAGCAGUCAGAGAUCGAUCGUCCGCUGUCUUAAUAGUUGACAACGGGCCCGCUCUUACCCGUCAGUCCGUCGAAAUUCCCCCCAUGAGCGUAUCUUUGGGGGAGAACGAGGGCCUUUACGUAGGAGGAAUGCCAAACGCCUCCCUUCUGUCUUUUACAAGGUACAAACAUGGAAUCAAAGGCUGCGUUGCAGAUUUAGUCCUGAACACAGACUAUCGACUGCAAGUAAUUAAUCAUUCAGAAGUGGGACACAACGUGGGAGAGUGUGAGGUUUAAAGUCAAUAAAUGAAGUGGAAGCAGGCCUAAAAACAAUAUCUGCUUCAGCAGACACUGUGUACUAAUUAAUGUGUGAUUUCUGAAAUUAACAUAAGGCUGACUACUUCGAGCUAUUAAGGGAACAAUGCCAAGAAACAAACGACGCGAAUCUGUCCGAAGAAAAGGCCUAAUUUGGGUGUUUUUUGUGAUUCGUGUCGACGUCUCUUUAAACAAAGCCCCUAUUAAUAAUAGUUGUGUGUAAUAUCUGCAUCUGGGCCUCUAACACGGCUCCGGCAGGUCUCUAAGGAUUUGUGUUAGGAUUGUAGAUAGUCUUGAUUAAGAAUAAGGAUGAGCUUUUUGUAUCUUUUUCAUUUCGUUUUUGGAUCUGCGCGUGGGAAAGAGUUAACGAGACAUUAGGGAACGUUUCCACUUUCAAAAUGAACAGAAAUUGGACGUAGUGUAAACGUGCCUUUACACACAAUCGCACUGUCUUCAUAUCAUUUUAGAUGUAGGUUUCAACACUAGACGAGCAAUCAAUAUACAGUGUGGUCGUUACACUUUUUCCCCUGCCUCUUUUACAUUUGCAAUAAAGUAGAUACUAAUCGGUCCAGUGUAAAAUUCACAUUGUUAAAUAAGUAUGUAUAUGAAAACCUAAUUUGUACAGGUAGACUUAAUUGUGUGUUAAUAAUAAAGCGCUUUUGACUUAAUCUA
Messenger RNA from Tribolium madens (black flour beetle), 3446 nucleotides. RefSeq names its product pikachurin. Lineage: Eukaryota; Metazoa; Arthropoda; Insecta; Coleoptera; Tenebrionidae. The coding region runs from base 321 to 2756 and encodes 811 amino acids. Gene Ontology annotation, molecular function: calcium ion binding. The transcript has 9 exons. The record is from RefSeq and is a predicted model, not a curated record.